Molecule: messenger RNA, 2552 nt
Organism: Amborella trichopoda
Lineage: Eukaryota; Viridiplantae; Streptophyta; Magnoliopsida; Amborellales; Amborellaceae
Gene: POLA2
Product: DNA polymerase alpha 2
Biological process (GO): DNA replication; DNA replication initiation
Cellular component (GO): alpha DNA polymerase:primase complex
Molecular function (GO): DNA binding
Source: RefSeq, a predicted model, not a curated record
AGGCGCGAAAAUGCGUUCCCGCCAAAACUCCGUAGUGAGCAAAAACCAAUUUCCCAAACCUAUCCCUCUACUCGGAAAAUGGGAAGGGUAGGGCUUCUACAUUUUUAGGGUUUUCCUUUUAUUAUCACUCCGCAUAUUUGAAAACUAGGGUUUCUUUGAACUCUGAAGAGAUCUUGCAUUUGAAGGAUGGUGAAAUUGUUUUUCUAGGGUUUCUUUCUUAGUGGGAACAUUGAUAGUUGAAAUGGUGAUUUGGGCAAUUGAUUCUACGGUUUCAGCAGAUAGAUUGAAAGAUUGAAGGAGAGCUGCCCAUGAUCUGCACUUAAUCAAUUAUCCUAACCACAAUGGAACAAGAGAUAAAAUCUGAGUUCAUUGAAAAUAAUUUCUCCCUUGAAGAUGAGGACGAAAUUCUUAAUAAAUGUGUUGCCUUUUGCAUUAAUUACAAGCUAAGCCCUUCUGAUCUGGUCUCCAGUUGGGUAGUCUAUUAUCUCAACAUGCAGCUUGAUGGAUCCAAGGUGCAAAAUGCUCAUGUGGAUGGUUUUCUCCAUCACCUUCAGAAUAAACAGAAGCAUAAUAUUCUUAAGGAAGAGUCCAAUGUACAUAUGUACUCCAGCAAUGACGUGAACAUGUUGUUGGGUGAGGAACACAAAGAUGGUGAAGAGGGUAUGCUUGAUACCCCAAUAAAACAGUCUUAUUUUGACAACCUCAAUGAUCUAUCAACCCCCAUCUCUAUGGAUAGAUCUCCAGAAAGGAAUGGGAAGUCUAUUUCUGAAAAAUCUUCAAGAAGGACGAGCAGUCAAGCAACCCCUUUUGGCCAACGAACAAACAAAUUUUUGUUGCAGCUUUCAUUUAAUUCUCAUUCUAAAGCAGAUGAUACAAAAGACCUAGAAAUUGACGCUUUAGGAGAUGAUGUCAUUAGAAGAGUCCAAGAUAUUGAAAGUUGUUCCUUGCAAGUUCAAGGCUCGUGGCCAAAACCAGGUUUCCGCUUCAUGUAUGACAAAGUUGAGGACAGGUUUAAUGCCCUUGAAAAUCGCAUUCGAAGACUUUCAUCUGCACUGGUUGCCUCAGGAGAAUGUGGAGAACCCUCUGAUGCUACUUUGGCCUCACAGAAAACAUUAUUUUCUGUCGGAAUGGUAUGCUGUGAUGGAGAAGGGCGUCUGAAUGACAAGUCGAUUUUAUUUCAGGGCAGUGUGGAGCAUUCUGGGGGCCAGCGAGUGCGCCUUGACCUCAAGAAUUUGGUUCAGUUUUCCUUAUUUCCAGGUCAGGUGAUUGGAAUUGAGGGACACAAUCCUAGUGGCCACUGUUUCAUCGCAUCAAAAUUGGUCGACUCUUUUCCACUUAUUGGUUCUUCUGAUUUGGAUUUGCCACCUGCAAAGAAGCAAGCCACGGACCAAAAUGGUGAACCGGCCACAAAGGCUUCAAGAGAAUUAUCAAUUGUUAUUGCAGCAGGUCCUCUCAGUACCACUGAUAACCUAUUAUUUGAGCCACUAACAGAAUUGCUUGCAUAUGCUAGGAGGAAACAACCACAACUUUUGAUAUUGAUGGGGCCAUUUGUUGAUACUGAACACCCCAAGAUAAAGAAAGGAACCAUUGAUGAAAGCUUUGCUGAAGUCUUCCAAGAGGAAAUUCUAAAUAAGCUGCAUGACUAUUGUGCACAUAUGGGUCCGGCUGCUCGUAUUGUGCUGGUUCCAUCUACCCGUGAUGCUCACAAUGACUUUGUUUUCCCUCAGCCUCCAUUUGAAAUCUAUCCAUCGACAGAUCCUGAUCAGCAAAUUACCUGUCUUGCGAAUCCUGGGGUUUUAAUCUCAAAUGAGAUUACUAUAGGAUGCUGCACUGCAGAUGUCCUAAAGCAGCUCAGUGGUGAGGAGGUUUCACGGAUGAGCACUGAUGCACUGUCAAUUGACCGUAUUGGACGCCUUGUAUCGCAUGUCAUAAAGCAACGCUGCUUCUACCCUGUUUACCCGCCUUCAGUAGGACUGCCUUUGGAUUUUUCUAUUGCACCCGAAGCAUUACAUAUGGCUUCCAUACCUGAUCUUCUUCUCAUGCCUUCUGACCUUGCGCCGUUUAUUAAGGCUCUACCUUUUGGAGAAGGUAGUGAUACUGAAAAGUACUCAAGAUGUCUAUGUAUCAAUCCUGGAAGAUUGGCCAAGGGAGUUAGUGGAGGUACUUUUGUCGAGCUUAGCUACCUUAAUAAUCCUGACCAAACAAGUGCUUCGAUCAUCCGAAUUUGAGCAUGUCUCUUUGCCGAAAACACAUCCCUUUGUAUUUAUUGAAAUAUUUGUUAGUUAAUGUUUUCAAGUGAUUGGCAUCUUUAGGUUGAUAGAUUAGUACAAUACCAAGAAUGGGAAUUCUUAACGCCUAGGAGUUAUUCCACCUUGUCUGAGCCUCCUUGCAUGCAUUGCAGCGCACGUGCGGUGGCACGUACAAACACAAACACAAACACAAAGAGAGAGAGAGAGAGAGAGAGACUCUUUUAGUAGAUCUAGGCUCCUUGAAUAAGUGUCCCAUAGUAGUCAUUGUAAAUUCGUGAUAUGUAAUUCUAUCAUUUGGCGCCA